Molecule: messenger RNA, 1605 nt
Organism: Carassius gibelio (silver crucian carp)
Lineage: Eukaryota; Metazoa; Chordata; Actinopteri; Cypriniformes; Cyprinidae
Product: ankyrin repeat and LEM domain-containing protein 2
Exons: 9
Coding region: 194-1492 (432 amino acids)
Biological process (GO): negative regulation of phosphorylation
Cellular component (GO): endoplasmic reticulum
Molecular function (GO): protein phosphatase 2A binding
Source: RefSeq, a predicted model, not a curated record
UCGUUCGAGAUCGACACGUCCUCCUCCCGUCAACAGCGUCACGCUUCUCUUCAGCCUUGAGAAUUCAACAAAACGAUUUGAUUUGUAUUUAUUCAGUAUCGAUAUGUUUUUAUUAUCGUUUGAUGUGAGGCUCGGAAGGGUUUGUGAUCGUCUGCGUGUGUUUGUUCUGUUCUGUGACGCGUUUCUACAGUAAAUGUUCAGACUUCACUGUCAGUCAUUGACUAAUAAUAGACUGCAGGAGUGUGUUAUGGAGGCGGUUCUGAAGCGACUGCAGACGCUGACCGCGGAUCAGCUGAGAGACGAGAUCUCCGGCGCCGGACUCAGAUGUGGCCCGAUCACAGCCACCACCAGAAGCGUCUUUGAGAAGAAGCUAGCUCGAGCUCUUCUGGGGGAAGACGCGGUGCAUUCUGGGAGCUCACUUCCUGCGGAGGAGCUCCAGCAGCCAAUCAGAGAGCAGAACCGAGAGGAAGUGACCAGUGAAGCUGAAACCCCAGAGGCGCAGACGGAGAGUCCGUGUGUUUAUUACGGCGUGUGUCCCGACCCAGACGACCCAGCGGCUGAAGAAGGAUCGCUGCGUGUGUACGUCGAUAAGAUGAAGGUGCUGAAGGCCGUGAUGAAGCUGAAAGGAGCUCGAUUUAAAGCCUUCGCCAGGAAAGAAGACGCGGAGAACUUUGCUAAAGGAUGCUGUGUGUCGCAGCUCAAACCGUCUCCAGAGAAAACCAGCGCAGACGCUUUGAACCUGGAGAAGGCCAAUGAGUUUAAGAGUCCUCGAACCCAGGACCUGACGGCCAAACUGCGUAAAACCGUGGAGAGAGGAGACGAGGAGGCGUUCAGAGAGCUGGUGUGGGGAAACCCACGGUAUCUGAUCGGAUCCGGAGACAAUCCCACUAUCCUGCAGGAGGGCUGCAGGUAUAACGUCCUGCAUGUGGCCGCUAAAGAGAACCAGUCGGGCAUCGCUCGUCUGCUGCUGGAGACGCUGGAGGACGUGGAGUUCAUGCGGCUCAUGUAUCCGAACGAUAACGAGCUCAUGCUGCAGCAGCGCAUCACAUACAUCGUGGAUCUGUACCUGAACACGCCGGACAGAGCUAGCAACGAGACGCCGCUGCACUUCGCCUGUAAGUUUGGAUGUCCAGAGGUGGUGGAUGUUCUGUGUUCACAUCCGAGCAUCGACAAACACUGCAGGAACAAAUACGAGCAGAAAGCGUCCGCUGUGAUCUGUGAGCGCAGAAACAAGAGCAAGGAGGUGAAGCAGAAGAUCACGGAGUACUUGGAAGACAGAUUUUACGUGCCGUUGCUGCGGGCUGAAGACAACACCCUGCCUCCGGUGAUCGGCGCCCCCUGGUGUCUCGGUUCACCAGAGUCCUGCCAUCAGUUAAACAGGGCUGACCGGGUGAUGGACAGCCCCAAAAACCCAAUAAUGACCGUCAAGGCUUUCGCUGGGCCUCUCAAUUCAUCAAAGGUCCAGAAUUGCUUUGCAAAGGAAAACGAAUAGCACACACGUCAAACAAGCGCAGCGUUCAAACACAGAUCUGACGGAGAUGGUGUUUUCCCGCAGGCCGAGGAGUUUCACCGGCUGUGGAAGACGCCGAAGCGAGAGCGGUCCGA